Messenger RNA from Protopterus annectens (West African lungfish), 1005 nucleotides. Its product is annotated as histidine-rich glycoprotein-like. The transcript has a single exon. The coding region runs from base 1 to 1005 and encodes 334 amino acids. The record is from RefSeq and is a predicted model, not a curated record. NCBI's taxonomy places the organism in Eukaryota, Metazoa, Chordata, Ceratodontiformes, Protopteridae.
AUGAAAUCACCAGUGCCACUUUAUUUUGGAGAUGAUAACUACAGUAGUAUCUAUGUUUACCGACAUCAUUACAACCGUCAUUAUUACUUUGCUGUUGAUAAUUACAGUAGUAUCUAUGUUUACCGACAUCAUUACAACCGUCAUUAUUACUUUGGUGUUGAUAAUUACAGUAGUAUCUAUGUUUACCGACAUCAUUACAACCGUCAUUAUUACUUUGGUGUUGAUAACUACAGUAGUAUCUAUGUUUACCGACAUCAUUACAACCGUCAUUAUUACUUUGGUGUUGAUAACUACAGUAGUAUCUAUGUUUACCGACAUCAUUACAACCGUCAUUAUUACUUUGGUGUUGAUAACUACAGUAGUAUCUAUGUUUACCGACAUCAUUACAACCGUCAUUAUUACUUUGGUGUUGAUAAUUACAGUAGUAUCUAUGUUUACCGACAUCAUUACAACCGUCAUUAUUACUUUGGUGUUGAUAAUUACAGUAGUAUCUAUGUUUACCGACAUCAUUACAACCGUCAUUAUUACUUUGGUGUUGAUAAUUACAGUAGUAUUUAUGUUUACCGACAUCAUUACAACCGUCAUUAUUACUUUGGUGUUGAUAAUUACAGUAGUAUCUAUGUUUACCGACAUCAUUACAACCGUCAUUAUUACUUUGGUGUUGAUAAUUACAGUAGUAUCUAUGUUUACCGACAUCAUUACAACCGUCAUUAUUACUUUGGUGUUGAUAAUUACAGUAGUAUCUAUGUUUACCGACAUCAUUACAACCGUCAUUAUUACUUUGGUGUUGAUAAUUACAGUAGUAUUUAUGUUUACCGACAUCAUUACAACCGUCAUUAUUACUUUGGUGUUGAUAAUUACAGUAGUAUCUAUGUUUACCGACAUCAUUACAACCGUCAUUAUUACUUUGGUGUUGAUAAUUACAGCAGUAUCUAUGUUUACCGACAUCAUUACAACCGUCAUUAUUACUUUUAUGUUGAUCACCGUCACAACUAUCCUUAUUAG